Cucurbita pepo subsp. pepo (vegetable marrow) is the source of this 1167-nucleotide messenger RNA. The record is from RefSeq and is a predicted model, not a curated record. NCBI's taxonomy places the organism in Eukaryota, Viridiplantae, Streptophyta, Magnoliopsida, Cucurbitales, Cucurbitaceae.
AUGGCGGAAUCAAUUCUAUUCAAUGUUGCUGCAUCCCUUGUAACCAAAUUGGGCUCUCCUAUAAUCCCACAGUUUCAAUUGCUUUGGGGAGUGGAUGAUGAGCUUAACCAGCUGAAACAUACUAUUUCAGCCAUGGAAGCUGUGCUUCUUGAUGCAGAGGAGCAACAAUCCAACACCCAUGCAGUGAAGAAUUGGAUUUCAAGGGUCAACGAGGCUUUCUACGAUGUCGAUGACUUGAUUGACGAGUUUGCUUAUGAAACCUUGAGGCAACAAGUUAUGGCCGAAGCUAAAAGAGGGAUAAAAGAGGUACGUCAAGUUUUCUCUCUGCCUCAUCAAAUUGCAUUUCGAUUUAAAAUGAGUCACAAAAUUAAAGACAUUAAAGAGAGAUUGAAAUCUAUGGAUGCUGAUAAAAACCAAUUCCAUUUCUCUGAGCGUAUAAUAAAUACUCGAGAUGAUGAGCUGAGGAAGAGUCGGGAGACUUCCUCUUUCAUAUGUGAUGAUGAAGUGGUGGGAAGGGAUGACGACGAGAAAGAAAUUAUAGAUCGUCUCCUACAUACAGAUCCUAAAACCAAGGAGAAUAUUGGAGUGAUUGCCAUAGUUGGAAUGGGAGGAUUAGGAAAGACGGCACUUGCUCAAUCUGUCUACAAUAAUGAAAGCACCACGAAACAUUUUGAGAUGAAACUAUGGGUGUGUAUUUCUGAAGAGUUUGAUGUGAAGGUUAUUGUUGAAAAAAUGAUAAAGUCUGCAACGAGAAAGAAGACUGAGAUUUUUCAAAUGGAUUUGUUGCAAAGAGAAGUUCGAAAGCAAAUUGAUGGAAAAAAGUACUUGCUCAUCAUGGAUGAUGUGUGGAAUGAAGAUUACGAGAAAUGGGUUAUUCUCAAAAGAUUAUUGACGGCUGGUGCAUCAGGAGACGAAGGAUCAGAAAAAGAACUUGAAAAUUCGAAUCUAGUCGAAAUUGAGAAGGAGAUUGUGGUAAAGUUAAAAGGCCUUCCUCUUGCAAUAAGAACGAUCGGACGUCUUCUAUAUGCCAAAAAACCAGAACAUCAUCUUUGGUUGGCUUUCAAGGAUAACGAGCUUUCUCAAGUUUUGGAACAAAGAGAAGAGACACAAUUCAUGCUAUCAAUACUAAAGCUCAGUUAUAGCCAUCUCCAAUUUAGUUUGUCUUAG